This is a messenger RNA of Penicillium paradoxum, 2487 nucleotides long. Its product is annotated as SWAP/Surp domain-containing protein. NCBI's taxonomy places the organism in Eukaryota, Fungi, Ascomycota, Eurotiomycetes, Eurotiales, Aspergillaceae. Gene Ontology annotation, biological process: RNA processing. The record is from RefSeq and is a predicted model, not a curated record. The transcript has a single exon. Gene Ontology annotation, cellular component: nucleus. Bases 1 to 2487 code for a protein of 828 amino acids. Gene Ontology annotation, molecular function: RNA binding.
AUGUCCAACGAUUCGAAGGGGAACAGUUUCCCCGACGUGUCAGCGAAACUGUCAGCUCUGCCAAAGAAAUCGCUUUUCGAGCGCCAAAAAGCCGAAGUGGAAGCUAAGCGUGCGAGAGAAAAAGCUGAGACUGCUGCGGUUUAUGAAGAUUUUGUCAAAUCAUUCGAAGAUGAGGCUCCGAUUGCACCACGGUCGUUGGAUGGAGGGUCUGGUUACCCACGACGGGCAAGUCCUCCCAGGCGCCAUUUUGCAGCUUCCGCUUUGCGACACAGUGGUCCUGGCACGCUAGGCCCCUCGCACUCCUCAUUUUCUCAGAAACGCUCCCACGCAUCCUUCUCUUCCUCCCAUCGCGACCAUCCCAAAUUCCCAAACAUGUCUACCUCAUCUGAAGCCGACAGAGUAGUUGAUGACGAGGAGAGGGCAGCUGCCAAACCCACACUGUACCUCGCGUCGCUUCCUCCCGGGACCUCUCUGUCAGUGAUCAAGGCACUGAUCUCCCCGACUCUCACUGUGGACAAUGUCAAGAUUUUGAGCCAACCCGAGCAACCCUCAACCGCACGCAGAUCCUCUGCUGCACUCGUUACGCUUGCUAGUGACUCUGCCGCCUCUCAGAUUGAUGCAACCGUGAGCGCCCUCCAGAAGAAAUACCUUGGCUUCGGGUAUUACCUAGACAUCUCUCGACAUCUUUCUUCCGCUGUGUCUAGCUCCAGACUACCCUUGCCAUCCACUGCAUCUCUCCCAUUUGGCGCCACGCCUAUCCCACAAAACUCCGGCGCAAGCUUCAGUCGAGCUCCGCCCCCUGGUUUACACCGUGGGGGAAUCGCACCGCCCAGUUCUUAUGGUCCUCAAGGUGAUAAGAAUGCCCCCACUACUCAGGUCCAAGUCAAGCUGCCGAAAAACCUCGGACAGCUGAGACAGAUACACAAAACCAUUGAAUAUCUCAUCAAUCAUGGUCCGGAAUUCGAGGCAUUGUUGAUGAGUCGACCCGACAUCCAACAGGAUGAAAAGUGGUCCUGGCUGUACGAUGCAAGAUCGGCUGGUGGUGUAUACUACCGUUGGAAGUUGUGGCAGGUCAUUACGGAUCCCAAGCAGCGAAACAUUGACAAGCCGGCGAUAAUAUUUGAAGGUGGCCCGCUCUGGCUGCCCCCCAAACACAAACUGAAGUUCGAAUAUGUCACUAAAAUCUCCGAAUUUGUCACACACCCCGAUUACAACUCAUCCGACGAGGAACACUCGGAUGGAGAAAAUGAAAGGCGCAACCGUGGUGGAGCAGCUUCUGAGCCAGAUAGUGAUGCUCCCGAGUACUUGAACCCUUUGAAGAUGGCUAAGCUUACCCACCUUCUCGCCCGACUUCCACCGACCAAUACAAAGCUUCGACGUGGUGAUGUCGCACGAGUCACGGCAUUUGCCAUUGAAAACGCCAGAGCGGGUGCGAAUGAGGUUGUCGACCUGGUUGUUCGAAACGUCUUCACUCCACUGAUCUACUCGGCAGCCAACCCAAAUCGUGAUGCUGCGAAAAAGAAUCUAGAGAGCACACACAACGACGAUUCGAGUUCCAAAGAAUCUUUGGACACCCCCCCUGCGAAACUGGUUGCGCUCUACAUCAUUUCCGAUAUUCUCUCUGCGGCAUCAACCAGUGGCGUGCGUCAGGCAUGGCGAUACCGCCAGUUGUUUGAAGCUGCUCUCCGUGAACGCAAGGUCUUUGAACAUCUUGGUCGCCUUGAUAAGGAUUUCAAUUGGGGACGAAUGAAAGCAGACAAAUGGAAGCGCAGCGUCGGCUCCCUUCUACACCUGUGGGAGGGAUGGUGUUGUUUUACUCAAUCGGCCCAAGCUCAUUUCACCAAAGUGUUUGAAACCCCGCCACUUACAGAGUCCGAGCUUCAGAACCAGAAGGAAACCGAGAAGACCAAUGCGGAGCGGGCCGCUGUCGCCUUUGCCAAAAGCAAGAAUCGAUGGAAGACAGUUGACGAUGACAAGCGGCGUGGGAAGUCUGGACCGACUCGCCCUGUGGAUAAGAACGGCCAGUCUAUCUCCAACGCUGGCACCAACGCUGGCAUUGAAAAUGUUCCAGUAAAACGCAAGGCCGCGGAAGAGUCUGAUGAUGUCCCAAUGGGAGCCAGGAACGAACAAGAUUCUCUUCAUCUCCCAAAGCGAGUCAAGGUCCACAGCGACAUGUGUGACCAGCGGCUGUCUAUUGCUGAGAAGCCCAUGCUUAACAUAUUGUCUAUUAACAAGAUUUCCAACCUCAAUGCGCUGCUUAUUGGUGUGAAAUUCACUACUCAGGGGAUGCCUGUUGCUGGUAAGGCUAAGCUUCAGGCGCCGUCGUUGGGCAAUGAAGACACCCAAAUUCAACACCCUCACCAGCCACCCCAGGAACGCACCCAAUCUUCUGAGCAAUCCGAGCAAUCAGCCGAGCAGCAUCUUGGAACACGGCGACGAAAGCCACGCCCCAAGGCUGAAGAUAUGUUUGCGUCGGAUUCGGAGUGA